Molecule: messenger RNA, 747 nt
Organism: Iphiclides podalirius (scarce swallowtail)
Lineage: Eukaryota; Metazoa; Arthropoda; Insecta; Lepidoptera; Papilionidae
Source: the annotation of a GenBank genome assembly
AUGACCACAAUGCAUUUUGAAUACGACCCGGAGAGAUUAAUAGAGGAAGUGAGGAAGCGUCCGGGAAUAUGGGAUUUCGAAGAUGUCGCGUACCGUACAAAGACAAUGAGACAAAAAUUAUGGACGGAUGUCGUAAACGAACUUAUGGAAGCAGACGUCAAGGUCACGAAGAGCGAGAUGCGUGAGCUUGAACUUCAACUGCAGAAAAAAUGGAAGAGCAUCAGGGACUGUUUCCAAAAGUACGUGAUGAACCCGAACAGGUCCAAGAGGCCUUACAUCUAUAGCAAAAAGCUGCAAUUCCUGCUCAAGAACCAGGACGCGUCAGACAAUCACGGCGCUUCUACAGAAUCCGAUGGCGAGAAGAAAUCGAGCAUUUGGCGGACGAAGAGAAAACUGAAAAUAAACAAGGACAGCUCCGACGAAGACAACGAUAACGACAACGACAACUUCAAUUUCAACGACGAUUCGAAAUCGAAUUGUUCCAACGAAGUUGCGGAUAAUAACGAGACACGGACGCCGGCGAAACAGCCCAAAUUGCACAGCGCCGUCGCAGUAGACGAGUUCGCAUUCGCCAACGUAGACGUGCAGGGCGCGAACGAACCAGAAGACUGUGACAAAUUGUUCCUCCUCUCCCUCCUGCCGCACCUAAAGUCGAUACCGGAGGAGCACCGAUUGAAUGUCAAGAUGGAAAUGAUGCACGUAUUGAGGAAUGCGAACUUCAACACUUCCGUGGAACAUAAGAUACUC